GCGACCGAGCGCAGGCGGCGCGGGCGGAGCAGAAAACGAGGGGUUGCUUUUCUUUUCUCAUUUUUGAAAGCCCUGCCUACCACACAGCUGCUCUGGACAUCCAGUUCCUUGAUGGAUGAAGACAGCCAACUGAUCCAGCCCCAAGACCAGAGCUGCUGGGCCAGUCUGCCCGAUGUGUGCCUGCGUCGUGUUUUCUGGUGGCUGGGAGACAGGGACCGGUCCAGAGCCGCCCUGGUCUGCAGAAAGUGGAACCAGAUGAUGUUCUCGGCUGACCUCUGGCGAUACAGGACCAUCACGUUCAGCGGGAGGCCCUCCAGGGUACACGCGUCUGAAUUCGAGUCAGCUCUUUGGUACGUCAAGAAGUUUGGUCGUUAUCUGGAGCACCUGGAGAUCAAAUUUCUGAACCCUUACAACGCCGUUCUGACCAAGAAGUUCCAGGUCACCAUGCGAGGCCUCCUGUCGUGUCUAGGCAAGAGCAACAACCGUCUGAAAUCUCUGUCCGUCCAGCAACUGGAGCUGGACCGCCUGGUCUGGAGGAACAGCAUCCGGAGCUCCUUCAUCAAAAGCUUGAGCUUCUUCUUAAAGAAAGUGGGCAAGCACCUGGACUACCUGAACCUGAAGGGGGCCCGGCUGACCGUGGAGCAGGGCUGCGUGGUGCUCAACUCCCUGAGCUACUUGCGGAGUGAGAACACGGUGUCGCAGCUCAACAUCGAGGACUACUUCAGCCACCACCUGGCCGUGUACAGCAGUGCCCAGUUCAACAGGACCAUGGCCACAUUCCACAGCCUGGCGUCCCUGACGCUCAAUUACAACUGCAUCUCGGACGAGCUGCUCGAGAACCUGUGUGAGAACAAUGCCGGGACCCUCUGGACCAUGAACAUCAAAUGCCACGUCCACGACCCCCACGGGCAGGUCAUCUGGGGCAUGUCCUGGGCCAAGCUGGCCAGGCACGCCACCAACCUCAAGGUGAACUUCUUCUUUGAGCGGGUCAUGAAGUACGAGCACCUGGCCCGGAUCCUCUUGCAGGAGAUCCCGAUCCGGAGCCUCAGCCUGAGGAGCUGCUACUUCAGUGACCCCGACUGGUCGAUGAGGCCCACGCUCACAGAUCUCCUGCCCACCUUCCGGCACACUCUGCAGAAACUGACGUUCGAGUUCAACAACAACCACGAGUCCCUGGACGAGGAGCUGCACCUCCUGGUCUUGUCCUGUAGGAAGCUGUUCUACUUCAAGAUCUGGGCUUUCCUGGACGUCAGGUUUGUGGAGCGGAUCCUGAAGAGUCAGGAGGAAGGGCAGUGUUCCCUGCGCACUCUCAAGGUAAGAAUUUACACGAACAGGUACGAGACCAAUGACGAGGACAGGACGCUGCGCGAGAUCCACAGGAAGUACAGAAAGCUCAUCGACGCGGAGCUCAACUACUUCGUCAUCGCGUACCCCAUGAUGUAGCGAGUGCGCUGCGAGGGAGGCCCCGGCGCCCACCCCUCCCCCUUCCUCCAGGCUCCUUUUUGCCAGUUCAACCCCAGCUGACGCCCGGAAGGCUGGGAUCGCUGGUGGUGGGACCUUAAAGUGCUAUCUUUACCAAC
Odobenus rosmarus divergens (Pacific walrus) is the source of this 1580-nucleotide messenger RNA. RefSeq names its product F-box protein 39 (gene FBXO39). The record is from RefSeq and is a predicted model, not a curated record. Lineage: Eukaryota; Metazoa; Chordata; Mammalia; Carnivora; Odobenidae. Bases 112 to 1443 code for a protein of 443 amino acids. Gene Ontology annotation, molecular function: protein binding. The transcript is spliced from 4 exons.